AUCAUCAUAUUCUACUCACGACACUUUCGUUGUUUAUUCUGUCGGUUUUCUGCUUUCGUGGUCGGAAAUAUUUUCUAGUUGUCUGCAUUCAUAUUUCAUACUAGUGUUUUCAAUACCGCUUUUUGCGAUGCCGGAAGAAGUACCUCAUUUUAUACCCCCAGAAAUACAAAAUAAUCCGUUCGGAUGGGGACCGUGCGAAAUGCCCGACCAGUUUAAAGACAUGCCAUAUCAGCCGUUCUCAAAAGGAGAUCGUAUUGGAAAAAUUUCUGACUGGACUGGUUUGUCACAGGACAAAAAAUAUUUGAACAAAUAUCAGUCUCAAUUUGGUGGUGGUACUCAGUAUGCAUACUAUCACGAAGAAGAUGAAAAUACAUUCCACUUGGUGGACACGACUCGUGUACAAAAACCGCCUUACCAGCGGGGUCGUCAUUUCCGUCAAGGCGGUCGUAUGAUGCGCGGUCAAGGCGGCCGUGGUGGUAUUUCACGUUUACCUGGUGGUUCCAAUCAAUUCCAAUCUCUUGGAAAAUUGAACAAACUUCAAAGAGAUCGAAAAAAUCCAAAUGCACGUAGAGGUUGGAAUAAUAAGCAAGGUGGUCGUUCCAAUAAAAAUAACAUGCAAAUGAAGAGUCGAGAUGCUUCAGUUACUGUAAGAGCUGAUUGGAAUACUAUUGAAGAGAUGGACUUUGUUAGAUUUUCAAAGUUAUCUUUGCCUACUGUUAAAGAUCCAGAAGAUCUUGUAUGUUGUGGAUCCUUGGAAUACUAUGAUAAAUCAUAUGACCGAAUAAAUGUUAAAAACGAAAAGCCAUUACAACGUGUUGAUAGACUUUUCCAUACUGUUACUACUACUGAUGAUCCAAUUAUAAGAAAAUUGGUGAAAACCGUGGGUAAUGUUUAUGCUACAGAUGCUAUAUUAGCAUGCUUAAUGUGUUGUACUCGAUCUAACUACAGUUGGGACAUAGUUAUUGAAAAAGUUGGUGAUAAAUUAUUCUUUGACAAGAGAGAUAAUACUGAAUUUGAUUUACUUACUGUCAAUGAAACAGCAGUAGAACCACCAUCAGAAGAAGCAAAUAGCUUGAAUUCGCCAAGGAACUUGGCAUUAGAAGCUACAUUUAUCAACCAUAAUUUUUCACAACAAGUAUUGAAAACUGGAGAAGCAAGAUACAAGUUUGAAGAAGCCAAUCCAUUUGUGUCAGAUGAUGAAACUGAUGGAGAAGUAGCAUCUGUUGCUUAUCGAUACCGUAAGUGGGAUUUGGAUAAUGGAAUUGUAUUGGUUGCUAGAUGUGAGCAUGACUCGGUGCUACAAGUACCAAAUGGAGAUUUGCAAUUUUUGACUAUUAAAGCACUUAAUGAAUGGGACUCAAAAUUAUCUGGUGGAGUAGAUUGGCGUCAUAAGUUAGAUGUACAACGUGGAGGAGUUUUGGCUACUGAAUUGCGAAACAAUGCUUGUAAAUUAGCCAAAUGGACGGUACAAGCUUUGCUUGCUGGUUCAGAUUACAUAAAGUUUGGAUAUGUUAGUCGUGUACAAGUGCGUGAUUCGUCAAAACAUGUUAUAUUAGGCACACAACAAUACAAACCUACUGAGUUUGCAACUCAAAUAAAUCUGAACAUGGAUAAUGCAUGGGGAAUACUACGAUGCAUCAUAGAUUUGUGUAUGAAACAAAAGGAUGGCAAAUAUCUCAUUAUGAAAGACCCGAACAAGCCACUCAUUCGUUUGUAUGACAUUCCUGAUAACACUUUUGAUUCAGACAACGACGAGAAUGAAGAUGAUGAAAGUGGUGAAAAAUCUACGAUACCAGCUGAACUUCUUCCACCAAAUCCUUAAAAGAAAUUUGAAAUUUGAUAAUAUUUUUUUUUAAAUUUCAUUAAAAAUUUAAGAUACAGUUUUAUAUUCUUUUUAGUUUAAAUAAUAUAUUAAUUUGUAAACAUAUUCAAUAUUUAUUAUGUUUAUAUAUUGCUAAAUUAUGAUUUAUAUUACAUUCAACAAUAGUUAAACAUUUAUUCAAAUAUUGAUUUUUUUUUCAAUUAAAAUAUUAAAUUAAAAAUCACUCAUUUUAGAAAAUAUUAAUUUAUUAAAUGUAUCAUUAAUAUGACAAAAUUUGAGUUAAAAGAUUAAAAAGAAAUAACUGUAAAAAAAUCUUUUGAUAUGUAGAUAGUAUCUUUAUAGAUAUGUAAUUUUAAAAUUACCAAGUAAGUAUCUAGUUGUUCCCAGUCCCAAUGUAAACUAUUGAGAAUUUUUGAGAAGCAUUUUUUAUCAUAGUUUUACAUGUUUUUAGAAAGAAGUGACACCUGCAAUGCGUGUCUUGUAGUCUCUAUUUAACAUACAACAUACCAAAUUUGCUCUCAAUAGAACCAAUUUUGUCUUAGUUUUAAUUUAAAAUAUUAUAUUGUAUUAACUAUAAUCCAACUUAAA
Molecule: messenger RNA, 2410 nt
Organism: Rhopalosiphum padi (bird cherry-oat aphid)
Lineage: Eukaryota; Metazoa; Arthropoda; Insecta; Hemiptera; Aphididae
Gene: eIF3d1
Product: eukaryotic translation initiation factor 3 subunit D
Exons: 11
Coding region: 128-1822 (564 amino acids)
Biological process (GO): translational initiation
Cellular component (GO): cytoplasm; eukaryotic translation initiation factor 3 complex
Molecular function (GO): translation initiation factor activity
Source: RefSeq, a predicted model, not a curated record